Messenger RNA from Tupaia belangeri chinensis (Chinese tree shrew), 5467 nucleotides. RefSeq names its product argonaute RISC component 1. The record is from RefSeq and is a predicted model, not a curated record. The transcript has 21 exons. Bases 108 to 2690 code for a protein of 860 amino acids. Gene Ontology annotation, molecular function: protein binding; RNA binding. NCBI's taxonomy places the organism in Eukaryota, Metazoa, Chordata, Mammalia, Scandentia, Tupaiidae.
GCCGAGCCCGGCCCGGGAGCCCGAGCAGCGAGAGUGCGGGGUACCUAGGCCUCUCACGCUGGACUCCACAGUCUCCGGGCCGCCUGACCUCCGCACGGGUAUAUGGGAUGGAAGCGGGACCCUCGGGAGCAGCUGCGGGUGCCUACCUGCCCCCCCUGCAGCAGGUGUUCCAGGCACCUCGCCGGCCCGGCAUUGGCACCGUGGGGAAACCAAUCAAGCUCCUGGCUAAUUACUUUGAGGUGGACAUCCCUAAGAUCGACGUCUACCACUACGAGGUGGACAUCAAGCCCGAUAAGUGUCCCCGUAGAGUCAACCGGGAAGUGGUGGAAUACAUGGUCCAGCAUUUCAAGCCUCAGAUCUUUGGCGAUCGCAAGCCCGUGUAUGACGGGAAGAAGAACAUUUACACUGUCACAGCGCUGCCCAUUGGCAACGAGCGGGUCGACUUUGAGGUGACAAUUCCUGGGGAAGGGAAAGAUCGAAUCUUCAAGGUCUCUAUCAAGUGGUUAGCUAUCGUGAGCUGGCGCAUGCUCCAUGAGGCCCUGGUCAGCGGCCAGAUCCCUGUUCCCCUGGAAUCUGUGCAAGCCCUGGACGUGGCCAUGCGGCACCUGGCAUCCAUGAGGUACACCCCUGUGGGCCGCUCCUUCUUCUCACCGCCUGAGGGCUACUACCACCCGCUGGGGGGUGGGCGCGAGGUCUGGUUCGGCUUUCACCAGUCUGUGCGCCCGGCCAUGUGGAAGAUGAUGCUCAACAUUGAUGUCUCAGCCACCGCUUUCUACAAGGCGCAACCCGUGAUCGAGUUCAUGUGUGAGGUGCUGGACAUCAGGAACAUAGAUGAGCAGCCCAAGCCCCUCACGGACUCUCAGCGUGUUCGCUUCACCAAGGAGAUCAAGGGCCUCAAGGUGGAAGUGACCCACUGUGGACAGAUGAAGAGGAAAUACCGCGUGUGUAAUGUCACCCGCCGCCCUGCCAGCCACCAGACGUUUCCCUUGCAGUUGGAGAGUGGACAGACUGUUGAGUGCACAGUGGCACAGUAUUUCAAGCAGAAAUAUAACCUUCAGCUCAAGUAUCCCCACCUGCCCUGCCUGCAAGUUGGCCAGGAACAAAAGCAUACCUACCUGCCCCUCGAGGUCUGUAACAUUGUGGCCGGGCAGCGCUGCAUUAAGAAGCUGACCGACAACCAGACUUCGACCAUGAUAAAGGCCACAGCUAGGUCGGCCCCAGACAGACAGGAGGAGAUCAGUCGCCUGAUGAAGAAUGCCAGUUACAACCUAGAUCCCUACAUCCAGGAGUUUGGGAUCAAAGUGAAGGAUGACAUGACGGAGGUGACAGGGCGAGUGCUGCCGGCGCCCAUCUUGCAGUACGGCGGCCGGGUGAGCAGGAACCGGGCCAUUGCCACACCCAAUCAGGGUGUCUGGGACAUGCGGGGGAAACAGUUCUACAAUGGGAUUGAGAUCAAAGUCUGGGCCAUCGCCUGCUUCGCACCCCAAAAACAGUGUCGAGAAGAGGUGCUCAAGAACUUCACAGACCAGCUGCGGAAGAUUUCCAAGGAUGCGGGGAUGCCCAUCCAGGGUCAGCCAUGCUUCUGCAAGUACGCGCAGGGGGCGGACAGCGUGGAGCCCAUGUUCCGGCAUCUCAAGAACACCUACUCAGGGCUGCAGCUCAUUAUCGUCAUCCUGCCAGGGAAGACACCAGUGUACGCUGAGGUGAAACGUGUCGGCGAUACACUCUUGGGGAUGGCUACACAGUGUGUGCAGGUGAAGAACGUGGUCAAGACCUCACCUCAGACCCUGUCCAACCUCUGCCUCAAGAUCAAUGUCAAACUCGGUGGCAUUAACAACAUCCUCGUUCCACACCAGCGCUCUGCCGUCUUUCAGCAGCCAGUGAUAUUCCUGGGAGCAGACGUUACACACCCCCCUGCAGGGGAUGGGAAAAAGCCUUCGAUCACGGCAGUGGUAGGCAGCAUGGAUGCCCACCCCAGCCGGUACUGUGCUACAGUGCGGGUGCAACGACCACGACAGGAGAUCAUCGAAGACUUGUCCUACAUGGUGCGCGAGCUGCUCAUCCAGUUCUACAAGUCUACCCGCUUCAAGCCGACCCGCAUCAUUUUCUAUAGAGAUGGGGUCCCUGAAGGCCAGCUCCCCCAGAUCCUCCACUAUGAGCUGCUGGCCAUUCGCGAUGCCUGCAUCAAACUGGAAAAGGACUACCAGCCCGGGAUCACGUACAUCGUGGUGCAGAAACGCCAUCACACCCGCCUUUUCUGUGCUGACAAGAAUGAGCGAAUUGGGAAGAGUGGUAACAUCCCAGCUGGGACCACCGUGGACACCAACAUCACCCACCCAUUUGAGUUUGACUUCUAUCUGUGCAGCCACGCAGGCAUCCAGGGCACCAGCCGACCGUCCCAUUACUAUGUCCUCUGGGACGACAACCGUUUCACAGCGGAUGAGCUCCAGAUCUUGACGUACCAGCUGUGCCACACUUACGUACGGUGCACACGCUCCGUCUCUAUCCCAGCACCCGCCUACUACGCCCGCCUGGUAGCUUUUCGGGCACGAUACCACCUGGUGGAUAAGGAGCAUGACAGUGGCGAGGGGAGCCACAUAUCCGGGCAGAGCAAUGGGCGGGACCCCCAGGCCCUGGCCAAAGCCGUGCAGGUUCACCAGGAUACUCUGCGCACCAUGUACUUCGCUUGAAGGCAGAACGCUGUUACCUCACUGGAUAGAAGAAAGCUUUCCAAGCCCCAGGAGCUGUGCCGCCCACAUCCAGAGGAGACAAGGAGGAGGGAGGUGGGGCGGGGAGGAGUGCAGCAGGCCUCGUUUCUUUCUACAGACGGGGUGUAAGGGUGGGGAAUGGGGCCAGCAAGACUGACCACCAGCCAGAAAUCUCUGAGAUCAACCUCAUGCUCCCCAUCCCUUACUUCAUCUUGUCACAUCUGGCCCUGACCCCACCGGACCAAGAGGGGCAGCACUGGCCCACCGUGCACACAGGCGUCUCCUGUGACUCUCAGUGCUAAGGACUCACUUGACAGCUUAGUAAGGCCAGCUCUAGCCCCGCGGACAGAAGCUGGGAGGUUUGAGUUUGGUACUUUAGAAGGGAAAGUCAGAGGGGCUUGAGAAAGUGGGUGGGAGGAGGGAAGGAUUUUUUUUAGGAGCCUUAAUCAGAAAAGGUCUAGAUUUGUUUAAGAAGAAAAAUGAAACCAGACCCAGAUCGAUAUUUUAGAAUACUAGAUGUUUUAAUGGGUUCAGAGUCCAGUUUUUAGGAAGAUUUUUAAUGCUAAUGGUUUCGGUUGCUCCUCCCCCAGCUGCCACCCCCUGCCCUCUUCCUGUCUGCCCACACUUUCUACCCCACCUUGCACCUCCUCCCUGACAGACAUCCAGCCCCUUGUAACACUUAAGGCACUAUGGCACUUAGCUCUGGAGUGACACGACCCUGUCUUCCUUCCGCCUGCUGGUGGGUAACCAGUGCCUUCCCUGUAACGGUAUGCUGCAGAACCGCAACCUUUUGUACCUUUCUUUGGGGGACUGGGUGGGGGUGGGAGAGGAGGUAGGUGGGGAGGAAAUGCCCCAGACCCAACAAGCCUCCAGCCGGAAUGCCAGCUAGUUUGCAUUUGUAGGAAUCGACUUCCACAUUCUUUGAGCUUUUAAAAAGAUCACCACCUCAAGAUGGUUCAAAUCCAUUGACAUUUGCACUUUGAGACUUUCCAGGUCUCUGGAGCUGCUGAGCUGAUGGCCCCUGGCCUUUCCACGUACGCCUAGUUUCCUCCCUGACCCUCACCUCCCACCCUGCCCAGUCUGGAGUUACUUUCACGACAUUUCUUACUCUUGGCUUCUUUUUUCUGCUGAUGGUCGAGUCUCUUAUGUUUCAAUAUUUCAUAACUGGGGUGUCUUAUAACAAAAGAUCCUUAGGUCUAAAAUAAGAAAAAAGAGAGAAAACUAAAUGUUAUUUUUAUACCAUAGCUUGAGUCUGUUGCCAAAAUCUGGAUAUCCCUCCCAUGCCGGAUGAGCUUACACCCUGGAAACAUCGAGCCAUCAGAAGGAGCUGUGUACCUAACUGCUCUGGCCCAGCUGGUACGGGGUGGCGAUCUCCCCGUGUGGGCGCAGGCUCGUCCUGCCUCUGUGCAGAGAGUACCCUUUCCUUGCUCCAGGCUCCCGCUCUGCACCAUUCUGCCCCUUCCUGCAAGUGCAUCUCUCCUUCCUCUGGACUGUCCUGACCUGCCUCCUGCCGGGUUCCAGCACGUCCUGUGGACAGGCUGGGGAAUUAUGCUGCUCCCUACUGCUUCUGUUUACACAAUGAAUUUUUCCUGGUUUCCCACUAGGGCAUGUGAGUGGGUGGCAUGGGUGUUUGAGAUAUGGGGUUUGGCUGUCUUGCAGGACUGGAGAAGAAGGGGCUUUUAACUUGGUCCCUGUUGGCCUUGAGGCAAGAUUCCCCUUUUUUUAUCGACUGUUCACUCUUUUUUUUCCUGCCUCACUGCUUAGGAUGAGGAGUUGCAACUUCAGUUUAGAAACUCCUCUCUUGGAGGAGCCCGGGCUUGAGUUUACCCCAGUCUGGUGAUGACGCCAUGAUGCUUUGGACCUAGUCCGGGCUUGGAGGCCAGCCCAAGAGAGGAGGUUCUGAGUCCUGGCCUGUGGAGUUGGAGCUACCCUUUCCUCUGUGCAGACACCGACUUGCUAUGCAAAACAAUCCACCCCAGGUCCGCUCUGGUCGGUUACAUUGUUCAGCUUCACAAAACGUAGCACAAACACUCAACUGGAGAAAGGAUCAGGACGCUGUGUCAUUUCUCCUUCCCUUUUUUCCUGCUGGUUACAGUAUGGGGUGCCCCAUGGGCAUAAGCCCAGCUGCAGAACAGAAUGGGGGGCUCUGAGAGGAGGCCGCUCACUGGAGAGCCUACAUUCCUUACACAAGUGCCUAAAGAGUGAUGCCAACACUCCAUCUGCCCUGCCCAUCGCCUCCACAUUUAGUCUACUUCGUGUUCCGUCACCCUUCAGGGAGGGAGCUCUCUGAGACAUUGGGCUCUGCACGUCCUCUGCUUGGGUACAUCUGGGGGCUGGGAUACGGGCACUGUCACUGGAGGGUCCAGUCAUUCACCAGCAUUAGCAGACGUCCAUUGGGAGCAGGUGAUGGCCACUUCUCCCAGCAACAAGUUUGUGUUCUCUCCUUUUCUCUCUUUGCCUCGCUCUCUCCAGUUGGGUUUUGAGUUGGGGCUUGAAAUGCGUUUUUAGCCGUCUGGCAUUGCAAUGCCAUUCAAGAAACGAAGGACGAGAAGAUGAUAUCUUGCUCUUUUUUUUUUUUUUUAAUUUUGUUUUUUAAAUUUUCGAGACUUGAAAAAUACCUCUGACUUGGAGGGUUAUUCCGGCUUGAAAGGUGGCGCAUGCGGAUUGAGCUCGUUGGCAGCAAGCUUUGGCUUGCUUGGAUUUAGUGUAAGCAGGGCAUCUUACCCAAGCUUCGAGGAGGCGCUGCGGGCCUGCAGCUU